AUGGCAAAAGAAACUGGUUCCAUUGGUCAAUAUCCAGUGAUUCUGAUAAGAGUCAUCUCGAAAGAAGAUACAAUGAGCUGGCUUGAGGCAACGAGGUAA
Sclerotinia sclerotiorum 1980 UF-70 is the source of this 99-nucleotide messenger RNA. RefSeq lists its product with no specific name. Lineage: Eukaryota; Fungi; Ascomycota; Leotiomycetes; Helotiales; Sclerotiniaceae. The transcript has a single exon. Bases 1 to 99 code for a protein of 32 amino acids. The record is from RefSeq and is a predicted model, not a curated record.